GGCUUACUUAAAAUACAAUUUACGCUUACUUUUCAAUAAAAAAACAUGGCUAUUAGGUUAGCACUUUAGUGACACACACACACACACUCACACCUUUUGCAUAUUCAUACUGACUUCAUGAUGUGUUUUACAGCCUCAAUAAAUGACGCCUGUGUCUUUAAAGGUUUGAUGGAUUAAUGGUCUGAAGUGACUGCAUUUCUCCAGCCGCCUGGAGAGAGGGAAAUCCACGCGUUACGAAACCCCGAAGCUCUGCAAUUCCAAACCGAAUAUUUUUCCCAGUUCCGAUCUAUUUAGUUGCAAAUAUAAUCUGUCAUAUCUCCGCCUCGACCGCUCUCUUUUAAGAUGUUGCAUGGUUCCUGUCAACGGUGGUAUUCUUGUUUACUCCCGCCCGUUCGCUUCCCCCUCCCCAAAACAAGAAAGCAGUAGACGAGACAAAACUGGCUGGUACGCGCUUCGUCGCGAUCUCCACAACGCACCGGGUGUGUAUGUAUAGGCAAGAAUUUAAAUAAAGGCGAAUUGAUUUAAACAAUUUCGAUUUAGUGACAUGCGAAAAAGAGGUUUUUCGGCCUACGUUGCAAUUUUAUGGUCAGAAUCAAUGGAGACGGAUACGCCAAAAAGGCGCGUCGGGAAUCUUAUUUUUGCCGGAAAAUAAUGGAUUACCUAGUGUAUUUUGGUCGAAAAAUGAAGCUUUGUCACGAUCAUACGACGCCAAUAUCGUUACGGUCUGGAAAUGGACUACGGUUUAUUCAAUCCUCGAUCGCCAGAAGGAAUGAUGUAGAUGGAUCUCUUAGAGGUAUGACAAUAUAAACAAACGACAUCAUAUUCGACAUUCUUUGGUAUAUAUUUGAAAUGUGGGGGACCGGGACUGCUUGAUGUCGGAUUACAGAGCCUGCUGGGCUUGCUUGUCGACAGUGUGCCUGCGCAGAUGGCGAACACAAGCGAUCCAGGAGAAAGCAACCCAUCGCUCCAGAAUUACGCCAUCACCGCGUCUGCGGUCAAAUUGGCAUCUUUGGGUCUCAUCACCUGCAUCAGCCUGCUCGGGAACAUCGUGCUGUCCCUGCUGGUGCUGAAAGACAGCACCCUUCACAAAGCUCCGUAUUAUUUCCUCGUCGACCUGUGCGCGGCGGACAUCAUCCGCUCGGCCGUGUGCUUCCCGUUCGUGAUGAUCUCCAUCGACAACGGCUCGUCGUGGAGCUACAGCAUCCUCAGCUGCAAGAUCGUCGCGUUCAUGGCCGUGCUGUUCUGCUUCCACAUCGCGUUUUUGCUCUUCUGCGUCAGCGUUACGCGCUACAUGGCCAUCGCGCACCACCGGUUCUACUCCAAACGCAUGACGUUGUGGACGUGCGUCGCGGUUAUAUGCAUGGUCUGGACUUUGUCUGUCGCCAUGGCCUUCCCCCCUGUUUUCGACGUGGGCACUUAUAAAUAUAUCCGCGAGGAAGAGCAAUGCGUUUUCGAGCACAGGUACGUGAAAGCCAACGACACGUUGGGCUUCAUGCUUAUGCUGGCUGUGAUCGUGGGCACGACGCAUGUGGUUUAUAUCAAAAUGCUCUGCUUUGUUUACGACCACCGUAAAAUGAAACCCGCCCAGCUCGUUCCGGCUAUCAGCCAGAACUGGACUUUUCACGGACCGGGGGCGACGGGACAGGCCGCCGCCAACUGGAUCGCGGGGUUCGGACGCGGCCCGACGCCGCCGACGUUGGUGGGCAUCAGGCAAGCGUCGCACAACGCCAACCGCAGGCUGCUCGUCCUGGACGAGUUCAAGAUGGAGAAACGAAUCGGAAAGAUGUAUUACAUGAUCACGUUGGUGUUUCUGCUUUUCUGGGCCCCUUAUAUUGUCUCGUGUUACAUCCGGGUGUUUGUGAAAGGAAACGCGGUUCCUCAGGUGUACCUGACAGCAGCCGUAUGGUUGACGUUCGCCCAAGCGGGGGCAAACCCCAUCAUAUGUUUUAUAUUUAAUAAGGAGCUGAGAAUGAGAUUCAGAGCUUGUUUUCCUUACUGCCUGACUACACAGACGCCCAUGGAACCCUACUGUGUUAUCUGAUGUUAUAGAUUUCUUUACAUUAAACUCUAAAGGUACCUAUAAGGUUCUAGGUUGGAAUGUAUGGUUCCUUAACAUCCACAGAACCUUUAUGUUGCACAAAAGUUUUUUUUAAGAUUAUCAGACUUUGGUUUGACCUUUUAUUACACUGUCAGAAAAAAUGUUAACCCCUGGUACCUGGGGCGGUACCCUUUUAAAAAGUACACCUUUGCACCUAAAGUGUUCAUAUUGGUACCUCAAAGGCAGAUAUAUGUAUAGUUGUAUACAUAUUAGUACAUUUUUAAAAAGUCCUACCCCAUGGUGUCAACUAGGGUUCAUUUUUUCUGACAGUGUAGCUCUGUUUGCUUAUCUACAAGCAGUGUCCCCAAAAUAUCUGAGCACUCGAGCCAACUUUACAAUGUAUUAUUUUUAUGUAAGCCUACUUGUGCUAUAUUUAUGACACUUUUAUAUGUUAUGUACACUCAAAAAAAAAAUGCUGGGUUAUUUUCAACCCAGCAUUGGGUCAAAAAGAGACAAGCCCAGCAGCUGGGUUAAAUAAAUAAACCCAGAAAAUGUAUAUAUUUGACCCAACAAUGGGUUAAAACCCAGAAUUUUGAGUCGAAACAUCCCAGCAGGUUAAAUUACAACCCAGCAGGCUGGGCUUGAAAUAACCCAGCAUUUUUUUUUAGUGUAAUGCAAUGGCAUUCAUCUAAGUGUGCAAAUAGUUUCUGGGGUCACUGUUGCAUACUGUAUUUAUGCGAGGUUCCUUCAUUGAGAUGUGAAACCAGACCCGUUUCACUAUUGCAUAUCAGAAGAUUCAGAUCCAAGAUUAUGCAAUCCACAUAUUAAUGUAAAUAAUGUAAAAAGAGUAUUUAUAUUCUGGAGCUCUUAAUAUAUUUGCUAUGACCUUGAUAGACUUUUUUGUGUGAAUAAAACAUCCAGCGGCUUUUUACUAUCACAUGGACACGGUUGAUUUAAACUGAUACUGGACAGUUGUGUUCAAUGGAGGUGAACAUUCAUAUUUGACUUUUGGAAUCAGUAUUGAGGUGAGCUUAAUUUGUAUUUUAAUUCUAAUAAACAGUUCAUUAUAUAAUGUACUGCGUUGGUGUGCUAAACAAGAAUCAAAUUCAAGAAAAUGGGUAUUUAAGGGAUUUUGUUGUCAACUCAAACUGAUGUGAAUGCCUUUUUUAUUUAUAUUUCGCUAAUCCUCCAUUUUAUAAUUUAUUCUUACACUGUAAAAAAAACUUUGCUGCCUUAAAAUUUUUUGUUGAAUCAACUCAGAUUUACAAGUCAUGUCAACAGAAAUUAGUUAUCACAACUUAUAAAAUAUAGUUGAGAAAAGUCAACUUAAAUUUAUAAGUUAUAACAACUAACCUGUAGUUAUAACAACUCAUCUCUAGUCAAGAUAAAUAAUAGUAAGUUGAAAUGACUUGUAAAUCCGAGUUGAUUCAACAAAAAUUUUAAGGCAGCAAAGUAUUUUUUACAGUGUAGAUGGGAAAAGACAAGAUAUGAUAUUUCAGACUUAUAAUUAAAUCAAUCAUGAAGUAAAAUAAAUAUACUGUAUUGUACA
This is a messenger RNA of Misgurnus anguillicaudatus (oriental weatherfish), 3587 nucleotides long. It is a transcript of the gene gpr27, whose product is annotated as G protein-coupled receptor 27. Gene Ontology annotation, cellular component: plasma membrane. Gene Ontology annotation, biological process: G protein-coupled receptor signaling pathway. Gene Ontology annotation, molecular function: G protein-coupled receptor activity. The record is from RefSeq and is a predicted model, not a curated record. NCBI's taxonomy places the organism in Eukaryota, Metazoa, Chordata, Actinopteri, Cypriniformes, Cobitidae.